ACUCAGGAAGCAGCACUAUCACCAUCAGCACAGCCAUCAGCGUUACAAAUCGAGCGGCAGCAACAACACUGGCAGGCCCCGUCGUCGUCGUGCUGGUUGUUGCGUUGCGCUCAGCAGCGAUGCGGCGGCGCCUCGGCGUUGGCAGCAGCCUGCGACAGCACAGCGGGACUUGCCUAGAGUCCCCGCUACGCCGGCGCCCAUGCGACAGGACACUUUUCCCGCAGCAUCAGCAGCAGCUAAUCGAGCCACGGGACCAUCAAGCAUCAUCAUCCCCAGCAGCAGCAGCGGCAAGAUCAUUCAGAGGCGGAGGGACGACGGCGACGCGGCGGCCCUCAGACGCUCAGUCACUGCCUUGGACGGAGGCUCGCCCCGUUCCGUCGGCGCUCACAGCACUGCCUUCCAGAGGAGCCCGCAGCCGCGGCGCCGCAGCCGGCCGAUCCUCUUCGUCCUGUACCUACUAGCUCUGCUGCUGGUGGCGGGUGCGGCCGAGACUCCCAAGCAGCAGCAGCAGCAGCAAAAGAAGCAGGCGCCGCGGCAUCCUUACAACGAAUACACCUGGGAGCUGAACCAGAUAAACCCGUGGCUGUCGGCGUGCGACCUGGCGGGACCGGCGCCCGCCGACCUACAAGGCAGCUGCGGACCACCGGAGGUGCCCAAAUCGUGCCCGGGCCCCUGUCCCUCGGGGCCCGAGCUCUUCGAGCGCGUGCUAGCCAUGCUCGAGCGCCUCGGCAACGCGACCGUCAUCCAGAGGCCCAGGCGCAGUGUCACCGCGACGGAGAGCAGCAGCAGUAAAAGUGACAAGAGAACGAGAAGAACGACGGCGGCGGCGGCGGCGGCGGCGGCUCCGGAACAGUGCCUUUUUUACCUCGAGGAGUCGCACAAGAAGGAAGUCUGCCGGGAGGACUUUGGGCGGGCCAGCUCGCGGAGUUACCCGACGCCGCGGGAGAAUCGAUAUUGGUUCAUGAGCGGGCUACGGCUGCGACACUGCUGCGAGCACGCGGCGGUCAACGCCCUGGCGCCGGGUCCCAACGGCCCCUUCGAGGCCGUCCUCAACGGCGGCGACCCAUGCGUCAAGGCCUUGGACAAGCUCCUGCUCGUCGACGCGCUCGCCGCCAGACUGCACUGCGAGUUCGAGGAGGUGCUCGCGAGGUACGACUGCGGCCAGACCUACUCGGUCAUCCACAACUGCACCCACUGCAAGGAGGCGUAUAGAAAAUGGGUGUGCAGCUCCCUGGUGCCUUACUUUGCUCAUGGGGGACCGCUGGACUUUGAGUCCUCGGAGGAAUCUUGGACCGGCCGGAGAAUACGGCCCUGCCGGUCCCUAUGCCAAUCCGUGGAACAACGCUGUCCCUACCUACUUCCGGGAGACCGUGCGCCUGCAUACCCUACGCAAUACGCCGGCGAACCCACCUUUCUUUGUCGAGAUCCCAAUAUACCCGAGACGGGGGAGCAGGCUGCGAGGGCGCUGCAUCCGAAUACGGCGGACGAGUGCUGCUUCAACGUUUGCUCCGAGGACGAGCCGGCGCAGGGCAUCUGUGCCAACUGCACGGGUAGCGUGCCCUACAUGGGCCCUAAGAACCCUGAUCCCCCGACAGCACCGCAAUGCGACAUCACAUCCCUCCCAGGUCCACAGCAACCCGCGAGGUCGCCGUCGUCGCUGUGUGGCAGCGGCGGAAUUGGUUCGAUGAUCAAUCCCGACGACGACGACGCCGAGCAGUCGGCCACUUCCCUAUCGCCGGAUCCAUCGGCCGAACCAUCCUCACCGAUCACCGCCACCGCCACCGCCACCACCACCACCACCACCACCACCACCAGCAACACCGCUACCACGACUACAACCACCACCACUACCACCGCCACCACUACAACCACUACAAUCAGCACCAGCAGCGCCGCGACGACGACCUCGUCACCGGUGCCGCUGCUCUGUCUCUUCUGGCUCUGGGGCGUCCUGUUCUCCAGCCAGUGCUCGGUGCGCUGCCUCCUCGAGUUCGUCGGCCUGGCGGAACGCUGCCUCCGAGCCUUUCGCGUUACCGGCGCUCGCCUCAUUCUACUGCUCCUCCUGGCGCCACUUCCGGCCUUGAGCCGUCGCCAGCCUCAAGGUCGCCGUCUCCGUCGACCCCAUCGUCGCGGCGCCCGCGGCUGGCGCUGCCUCGCGGCUUCACCGCUGCAGCUGGUCCGCUCCUCGGUCGCGACCACCGUGAGCUCUGCCCGCGGCGCUACUGUCGCGAAGCCGAGUCCGUGCAGGGGGCGUCGCCUGCGCUGCUACUGCUGCUGCUGCUGCUACCGCUGGUGGCUCUGGCCCAGCCGCUGGAAGGGCGCCGAGUGGCCCCCCUACCGCCGCCGCGGUAGGGGUCCGCGCGUCGGGGCUCGCAGGGGGCGUUGCUGUGGCUGGUGCUACUGGCGCUGGCUGUGGCCUUGCAGGUGGAAGCCGAAGGGUCGGGGCCCCCUGACUCGGCUCCUGGCGUUCAGGGGCCAGCAACAGCCGCUCUGGCCGCGCAAGAAGCGCCGACGGAAAGUGCGCUUCGGCGCCUCCUGCUGCCGCGAGCUCGACCUCGCUCGGUCCACCUCCUGGUGCAGGGAACCGUCUUAGGGGGCUCCCGCGAGGGCUGCCGCCACCGGCUUCGAACCACCGACUUUCUUUGCUUCCUUCCACACACUUCUCUCCGCCGAGGAGCUGAACGACGUGCGAGACGAACAAACAGACAAAAAAAAAUGUACGAGAAGAAGAAGAGAAUUUUCACGCCGCGCCGAUCGAACGUGCGAACGAACGACGGACGGGGCGGGCAUAGAGCGCGAGAGAGCUUGCGGCCGAGCGGAAUGCGAGCAUGGAAUUCGCGUUUCGGCGAGGCCGGGAACUCGACCGACACACACAGAGGCUUACGAAUGUUUAAAGGCUAAUGGGAAUAAUAAUAAUAAACAAUAAUACAAUAAUAAUGAUUAAUGAAUAAUUAACGAUUAACCGAGUCGACAUGCAGCGAGAGAAAGAGAGAGAGAGAGAGAGAGAAAGAGGACGAAAGAUUGCGAAUGGGUCUGAAAGAGAGUGUGUCUUAGCGAGCGUAUGCGAGAGUGCGCCAGAAAGAUGAAAAUUACGAACGCAUAAAGCCAAACACAUGCCAGAGGACACAUAACGUGAGCCGAAGUAUGCGAGUAACGUUAUUAUUAUACAUAUUAUUAUACAUAGCGCGAGGGAAAAAUAAAUUUUCGCGAAAGCACGGCCGAAUGGAAAGAUGAAGGAUAGAGGGGGGCACACACAUACAGUUAAACGGUACACACGCACAGACGCGAGAGGCAGAAAAGGGAGAGAGAUAGAGAUGGAAGAGGCUCGAAGGACGACGUCCGUGACGCAAUUAUUAUUAUAUAAAUUAUACUGACGUAUUAGCGCGCCGCUGCGAGCUGGCGUGUCCCAGUUAAGCGUAACAUUAUUUAACCGGGCAGCCGGAGAGAUAUGUCGUUUGAUUGAUGGUCGGCGCCGCCGCCUCGAGAGAGUCAGAGAGAGGGUGAAAAAGAUCAUAUAGAUAUAGAGCAACUGUGCGCGAGUACGUAUAUUGGUGCGAGCUGAUGUAACAGCGUUUUAGCCGCGCGGGUAUGUAACGUAUAACAAUAUACAGUGUGGCGCGGGCGCGUGUACGGGAAAUUCGAACUUGUUCGAGGUACUUACGGGCUAAUUCUUUUCCUUCCUCAUUUUCUUAUCUCAGAGAAAAGAAAAUAAACAAAAAACAAGAGAGUCACACACGACGAUGAAGUAAUGGAAAUAAAAAAUAUACAAAUAUAUAUUAAUAAUAUAUUAGGAGUUUCGUUUUCCUCCCCGAGAUAUACAAUAACCAUGGUAUUAGAUUCUAUUAUAUUUUUUUAAAUAAAGUAAGAUGAUACUGUUACUGUUAGACUAAAUUAAUUAAUUUUAUAAAAAGUUGCAAAAAAAACGUUUUCUUAAAAAAUAAAAAUAAAUAAAUAAUGAAUGAACAUAAUAUACAUACAUAUAUAUACACAUAUAUAUAUAUACAGACACCUAUGAUAAAAAGAGGAAACCCGUUGUUAACGUUCGACUUUUUUGUACACCAGACGAGUUAAAGAGAGAGAAAGAGCGAGUGAGAGAGAGAGAGAGAGAGAGCGAGCGCGAGAGAGCCACAUACACAUUCUUCUAAUGAGCAUGUCGAUCACACUUUCAGCCCAAAAUGUAUACAACACACACAUAGAGAAAUUCCCCGGCUAUAUCGUAGACAGGAGGAGAUAACUAUACUCGCGCGAAAGGAGGAAUCGCGACUGCACACAGAGACUGCAGAGAAAAAAAGUAUAAUGAUAACACACGAGCUCGCGCGCGUGAAAGAGUGGAGCGCCUAAAGGAAUUUCCGCGUGCACGCGGACGUGCUAUCGCCGACACAUCUACGACAUACCUAUAUAUACAUAUAAUAGUGAGAGAGAGAGAGAGAGAGAGAGAGAGAGAGAGAGAGAGAGCGCAAAUACGUGAGUGUGUGUGCGUGUAAACGUAAGUAUAUGUGUGGGUAUGUGCGAGAGAGAGAAAGAGAGUGAAAGAGCCCGAGGCGACUUAACACGAGGCGCGGCGCCGCCGCUCGUGCAGCGUUCGCGGGCUUCGCGCCGUUUAACGACUGCAUACAUAGCUACGAUUGACGCGCCGCAAACGAGAGAUGAAACACUGUACGCAUAGCACAUUACAAUAGAGGAGAUUAUUAUAAGAUGAGAGAGAGAGAGAGAGAGAGGGUAUGUGUAUAAGCGCUCGCGCGACACGAAUGCAAAUUUUGAAAGAGCGAGAGAAAAUUACGCCUCACGGCGCAUACGCUGUACCAGAGCGGGAGAGAAAGAGCGAAGUGGGAGACAUAGAAGAGGAAGAUACGCGCGAGGCAACCGAAGCCGUUAUCGAGGUAUAAUAUGUGUUCGUUUAGACAUUAUAUACAUAAAAUAAAUAUUGUAUUAAAAAAAACUAGAUUAUAAAGUGACAAAAAAAAUGAGCGAGUCAGACAAAGGAGCUACAAGACGACGAAGUGCCGGGGGCGCAGGGCUGCGUGUGCAAGCGAGCGAGAGAGAGAGAGAGAGAGAGAGUGCGUUAUACAAACAGAAUUAUUAUAAUAGCGCGAUCGUCCGCAUCGAGCGAUUAUAUAUACACAUACACAUUGACGAAUUAUAUACACAGGCGAGAGAGAGAGAGAGAGAGAGUGAGAGCGAGAUCUUGUAGAUUGCGAUUGCGGCCCCCACCCACACGUACAGAGCUGCAACAGCCACAACGUAAGAACUAACACCUCCACCCCCUGUGUAUGAGAGAAUGUGAGAGAAAGAGAGAAAGAGAGAGAGAGAGAGAGAGAGAGAGAGAGAGAGAGAGAGAGAGAGAGAGAGCGAGAUGAAAAAGUGAAAGGCGAGCACCGAUGCACCGACUCGGAUCUACUUCGUUAUAUUAUAUAGGAUUGUUCGUUUUUCCGUUGAAACCGAUGAAACUUUUUGAGACGAGAAUCUUGCGUUGAUUCAUUUUUUGCGGGAACACCAUGGUGACACACGGACACACAUACAUACAUGCUGUACGAGUAUAUAUAUAUAUAUAUAAAUAUAAAUUAUAAGAGUGGCUCGGGGGCUCGAGCGUCGUGUUGAUAAACCCCCGGGUCGAGCGAGCGGAAAAGGCGCACCGUAUAAGGUGGCACGAGGAAACGACGCGGAUCAGUUGUUGUUGUUAUUCCUUUAUCUUCUUCUUCUUCUUCUCCUUCCUGUAUAUUGUCUUACCUCGACUGCGGAAAUGCCAACGGCUGCGCGUUAUACACCUUUUUCCUUCCGUUCGAUAACGUCGUUGCUCGCUCUGACGCCUAAUUAAGAGUAUUAUAUACCGAGAGGAAUCGCGAGCUUUAUCGUUUGUCAAAAGAAAAAAGAAGCACUUCACUUGUUCCAUGAUUUUCUUCAAGUCCGUCGAGAGAGGUCUCGUUGAGGAUACACAUUACAAUAUUAGAGAGAAGUCGUAUGCAUUUCCGCUCGUCUGCACCGCCCGGAUAAACACGAUACACUCGUCCCACUCGUUCUCUCGGGCUCGAAGGCGUCGUCGCGCGAGAGCAAGAUAAAAAAAUCGAAGGGGGAGAGGACUCGAGCCACCGAGAGAACGAGAGGGAAGCGCGAGGGCGGAAAGUCACGAUACGCACAACUUGUAACACUCACGACCUGUAUGUCCGAGACGUAAUUCCCCGAGAGAUCCGCGUUUUUUACGAGACCGCAGAAAAGCGCGAAAAAAUGUGAAAAAAAAAGAUAUAUAAAAAUAAAGAAACAAAAAAUAAAAAAAUAAAAACAUAACGAAGGGGAUACCGGGCCGAAAUUUUACAUUUCGCGCUGUCAGAUCCCGCGCCGCCCAUAUAUACGACCCGAUGAAGACGGGCCAAGUUGUUAGUUAUCGCGCUUGCACCGUUUUAUAACCUUUCCUCUCCUCCCCCGCCCCUCUCCGAUCCCCCGUGACUCCCUCAGAGAGCUGUCCCUUUUCGAAUCCUUGGAGACGCUUGCGAGGUAAAUACUUAUAUACGUGUACAAGUCCUCGUCGUUUUCUCGUCAUAGUUAUAUACACCAAAAAAGAUUUUCGUUUCUGUGAAAAAGAAUGAAAAACGAGAGAGAGAGAGAGAGAGAGAGAGAGAGAGAGAGAGAGAGAGAGAGAGCGAGAGAGAGAGAGAGAUGAUAAUGUCGAUGAUGAACUUUUCGUUGUGUAGCGCGUCUUAACAUAAAUGGGAGAGAUCGACCCGUGAGAACAAAAAAAUUUUAAUCCGAGAGGAGAGAAUCUGUCUUGAUUCAAUGUUGAGUGAACGUUGGACCAUUGUGUAGGGAAAACCGUUAAGCCGACGCUGGGCCGAUGUGUAUAGCCGAAUAAAGUGACAAAAAAAAAGAAAAUAAUGCUCGAGAAAUUUAAGGAAACAGAACAAAAAAAUUUUUAGAUGCGCACUCUGUUUAGGAGGCUCGUUUAAAGUGCGUUUAGGGGAACUUGAAGGCCCACCGAAAUUUAAAGUCGAUGUACUUAGACACUGUUUGAUUAAUAAAAAAAAAGAUAUAGAAAAAGGUGUUUUUUUCUAAUAAAAAAAAUCGUUUGUUCAAUAUGACGAAUAAUUGCAAAAAAAAAACGUUAAAAACACACACACACAAAGAAAGAAUCACAACCGAUUAACGAUAAUGAAAAAACAAGCAGAUCGAGGACGUUUACACGGAAUCGACAAGAUUCGUGCGGAUUUCCAAGGCAAUCUGCCAACGAGGAGCUUUUAUUGAACACAAACGAACCUUCUCCUUCUCCCCCACUCUCCCACACCCGAUUUCCAGCAACAACCGAACAGCCCUCACCUCGUCCGAUCCGACUCCCACAUCAAAGCAUAGGCAAAAGCAAAACAGUAUAAAACAUAUAGAGAUCGUGGACUCGCAAACACCCAAGUUAACGUUUUUAGAGCGAUAUAUAAUGCUUCCUAAUUCUUUUUCCUCAUUAUAUACUUUCGUUUGAGUGUGUAACAUCAUAGUAUUUUUGUGACGAUCGUUCGUAUACGUAGCUCAUAGAUUCGCGAAGAUUUUUCUACGAGUUCUUUUAUAGUAGUUUUAUAGAGGAAGAGUUUUAUUGAGUAGAGAUUAAGCUUCGCAUAUAACGAAAGUAGCUAAAUGAAACAGAAAAAAAAAACAUGAAACAAACAACAAGUUGUAAGGCUCGAUACCGA
This is a messenger RNA of Nasonia vitripennis (jewel wasp), 7667 nucleotides long. RefSeq lists its product as uncharacterized. The coding region runs from base 200 to 2593 and encodes 797 amino acids. The transcript is spliced from 4 exons. The record is from RefSeq and is a predicted model, not a curated record. Gene Ontology annotation, biological process: calcium ion import across plasma membrane. Gene Ontology annotation, cellular component: plasma membrane. Gene Ontology annotation, molecular function: stretch-activated, monoatomic cation-selective, calcium channel activity; protein binding. Lineage: Eukaryota; Metazoa; Arthropoda; Insecta; Hymenoptera; Pteromalidae.